Nylanderia fulva is the source of this 2719-nucleotide messenger RNA. RefSeq names its product protein FAM114A2. The record is from RefSeq and is a predicted model, not a curated record. NCBI's taxonomy places the organism in Eukaryota, Metazoa, Arthropoda, Insecta, Hymenoptera, Formicidae.
CUUUUUUCCUCUUUUUCAACCUUCAAGCUGCAUAUACGAGACAAUCUCGUAAAUAUACGCGUAAAGUGCAGCUGCAAAGGACGGAGCCACACUUGAACGCAGCCCUGAACCAAUCCCGUCGCAUGCGCAAUAAUCUCCGCUAAUGCCACGAAGGCGUAUAUACGAAUUUGACGUGCCAGACAUGCCUCUUCGAUGACUUUUUCAUCCACGUGACCGCAAUGUUUGGCACGUAAUACAUACAACAUACACAUCCCUUUAUAUAUAUGUAUAUAUGAUAUAUACACAUGUAUAAAUAAACUGGAACAUAUGUUAAUAUAAGUGCUUGCUCCUUGCUGCUGAACAAGGUUUAAUCUUUUGGCUUGCGAGAUCGAGGUAUCGACAUAGAAUUUAUUCUAAUCUUGGAUGUAAAACCGUGCAUCGUUUUUAAAGGUAUAUAUAGACUUUAAAACGAGAGAUGGCAACGUCCGAUAGCGACACCGACUUUGAGAGUGCUGACGAGGAGUUGAGUCGCGGUGGGCCUCCUAAGAGAGACCUUCGAACGACCUAUUGGACCUCGUCGACGGUUGACUCCGAAUCGGAUGACGAUACCGAAUUCGUCCAGCACGCGCCUUACAAAAGUUCAAAUUGGCGAAGAAGACCCAAGACUUUCCGGAAGAUCGCGACACCGAUUGGAGUAACAGGUCAAGAGACGUCGGUCGAUGAUAAGAGUGAUAACAUUGACAUUGGUGUCAAAGUUGAAAGCGAUGCACGUAUUGCCGAGUCAGUAGAAUCUUCUAAUAACCAAGAGGACACAUCUCCCAUUGCAACAAGGGGAUCACCAUUAUCAACUUCUGGGAUAUCGGUACAAGAUACUGAAUCUAUGGCAGAAAGCAGUACAGUUACAAAAUCAGAUGAUGCCAUGCCUAAAGUAGAAGUGACAAAGGCUGAGAAAGCCUCUGAAAGAACACAACAACGAAACAUGUCUCAUCGAUUGGGUACAAAGAAAUUGGCAACUAAAAUUACAAAGGACAGCGACAAUAAAAGUACAGACAAUCAAUGUUUAUCCGAGUGUUUGAAUGAAAGAUCGCAAUUUAGCAAAGAUACAGAUUGUGAAUUGCAAAAGGAUAAAAAUCAACUGGAAGAUGAUCAGUCUAAAUCAACAGGUAUAAAUGAUUUAUCAGAAAUGGACAUGCCGGAGGAAUUAAAGUCAAAUAAAAAAUUUAAAGAAGUUUUUCAGCCUGAAGGUUGGGAAGGACUUAGCAAUGAUAUUGAAUUGCCCGACGAAUUGACGGAAGAGAAAUUAGAGCCUGUAUUAGAGAGAUUGUCCUUGACGAGCAAAGAAUCGGACAGUUCUUUAGGAAAUUGGAGUAGUUGGGGAAAUUGGGGCGUAACUUCGUUACUUAAUACAGCUACGGCAAGUGUUUCUACUCUGACUACUCAUGUGUCUCAAGGACUUACACUUUUGGAAGGUACAAUAGGAAUGCAGGACUCCAAAGAAUCAACAGAGAUAAAGCAGGAUGAAACUACUGCACUCGAUGGUGUGGAAUUUCAAGAGAAGGAAAAUCAAUCAUAUAGUGCAUUUGGAUUUGGAAAUUUAAUAUCAGGAGUAUCUUCAAUUACAAAAUUGGUUGAAUCUACUGGUAGCAAAGUUAUGACAGGUGGUUUAGAUACAUUGGAAGCUAUCGGGAAGAAAACGAUGGAAGUAUUGCAAGAGGGUGAUCCUGGAUUAAAAAAGAAAAGAGCCUUCUUCAUGAACGAACCCGAGAAGCCAAAUUUAUCGCAAGUUCUUAGAGAAGCAAAGGAAAAAGCCGAAACUGAGCAAAAAACAAUCGAAGAACGCCAAUUGGCGAGAAAAGUGCAUUUCGAGAGUCUUUUCGACGAUUAUCAAGGACUCGUUCACUUGGAAGCUCUAGAAAUAUUAUCAAAACAAAGCAAUAUGAAAAUUCAGCAAUAUUUAAUCGAAUUGGACGCGAAUGAAUUGACUUCUGUGCAAGAAACAUUAGAAGAGAUCAAACAACUUUGUAAUUUGAAUGACGCAGAUGAUGAAGAUGAUAAAGAUAAUAAAGACUUGAAAGACAGAUUAGAGGACGCCUGUCACGAUCUUAGUGUCGAUAUUACUUACGAAAAGUUAUAUAAUGUUUGGACAGAAACGAAAAAUUAUCUCGCAUCAACGCAUACGGACCAGGAAAUCUUUCAGAAUGCUAUAUCGGCUCUGGCACAGUUUACAGCGUUUUCCAUAGAAAGAUUUCAUAAAACGGCAGAAUUACUGUUAAUCAAGGAACGACGCAGUACCGUCAACGAAGCCGACGCCUUGGUGCAACUCACCAAUAUUCUGUCUGAUCAGAUUAGCGUAUUAGCCAAUUUAUUCUACGAUGCAUUACAGAAAUGUACUGAGACUAUGGAAAAACCGAACAAUAUUGAAGCAAAUUUGGAAAAGAUUUCGUCAGAAGCAUGUAACGCAAAUUCAUAUCUUCAAGAUGCCUUUAAACUCCUCAUCCCUAUUCUACAAGUUGGUGCAAUUUGAUAAAAUAUUUUCGAGAAAACACUCCCAACUUUUCAUCCCAAACUCGAGUUGCAGAUAUGUACAUACUUUCAACAUCUUUACGUACAUUCUACAGAACUUAUUUCAAUCAGUGAUAAAUUUAAUGAUAUAUAUAUUUCUUGAUUAAUAUCUAUAUUUCGCAAGCAUUUUACUAUGUAAUAUGUAUUAAUAAAGCUAUAAAAGCAGUCAAAGCACAUA